Molecule: messenger RNA, 1030 nt
Organism: Lagopus muta (rock ptarmigan)
Lineage: Eukaryota; Metazoa; Chordata; Aves; Galliformes; Phasianidae
Exons: 2
Coding region: 9-830 (273 amino acids)
Source: RefSeq, a predicted model, not a curated record
UUGCGGCCAUGCGCGGGGACCCUCGGGUUCUUUGUUGCGGAAAGAUGACAAAAGCAGCACAGUGCGGUGCUGCGCGGCUCGGCACGGCACGGCGCAGUCCAGCACGGCACAGCGUGGCACAGAGCGGCAUCGGCACGGUGCAGCGUGGCACAGAGCGGCAUCGGCACGGUGCAGCGUGGCACAGCACGGCACUGAGGGGUCGGGGCAUCGCAACCCCCUGGUGCUGUCUCAGCGGUCGGAAUGCAGCGCACGUCCAUCCCCACAGCAGCUCCUGUGCCCGGCAGCAAUUAAUCAGCGGACAACAGCGGAGCAGCGCGCAGGGGAAGCGAGGGGGCUCAGCCUUGCCCCGCGUUGGGGAGGGGGCUGAUAGGCAGAACGUUUUUGCCUCGGGCUGCAAGUCCUGCAGAACAAUUGCAGGAAAUCUCCUUUACAAGUGCAGACAAGGCAUCGCGACCAACAAUCGCUCGGAAGGAAGGCACGGAGGGAACAGGGAAGCGCGUGCACUGAUAAGUGGGCGCUGUCUCAACAACGGGCGGGCGGCCAAAAAGCAAACAGCCCACCCCAGGGACACGCAGGGACAACGAUGCUGUGCCGGCUGCUGGGAUGCUGCACCCAUCAAACCUACAGGAACUCUCUGCUUCGCACGAGGGCUCCUCGCACCCUGCACCCCACAUCGCCCAGCAUCGCCCCACAUCACCCCGGUCCCGCACGAGCGCAGCCCCCGCACGUGUCAGCGGAAGAAGGGACGCGGGUGGGCGGCGUGGGUCGCUCCUCAGUCCUGCAAGCAAUUGCACGGCCUCGGGGGCCCAUCUCCAAGUCGUCAUCGCUAAUUAUCCCUUAAUUAGAGGUAUGAAGGAUGCAUGAGUCACCGCCCACACAUCUGAUGUGCCGAACCACAGCAGCACCCAUCGCUGCCAGCGGACUCCGAGGGCGCAGAAGGAGGACAAAUGGAGCUGUGCAGCCCAGCUGGGAAGAGAGGGAUCCUGGGGAGGGGGCUUUCCUCUCCUGAGCUGAAGGUGCAGCAGAGGAU